Stomoxys calcitrans (stable fly) is the source of this 2703-nucleotide messenger RNA. RefSeq lists its product as uncharacterized. The coding region runs from base 736 to 2703 and encodes 655 amino acids. The transcript is spliced from 2 exons. Gene Ontology annotation, molecular function: catalytic activity. The record is from RefSeq and is a predicted model, not a curated record. Lineage: Eukaryota; Metazoa; Arthropoda; Insecta; Diptera; Muscidae.
AAUUAAGAAUCACAUAGCUGAUAUCGAUGACAAAUUCAAAGAGCUUAAAGCUGAAAACGAUGCCAUGCGAUCAGAAAUUGCUGAAUUGAAAGCAGACAAAGAAAAAGGCCAAGAACAGAUUCUCCGUUUAGUAGAGCAGAGUAAACGUAAAAAUCUAUUUGUCAAAGGUAUUAUGAUGAAAGGUUCCCCAAAACGAUCCGUAGAAUAUUUUUUUAAAAACACAUUAAAGCUAGCUGAUGUUAAAGUAAUAUCAGCCCGGGCUAUAUACUCAUCAAGAAAUAAAAUAAAUACGAUCGUAGAAAUGCAAGACGAAGAAAUGGUGAGACAAGUACUUAAAAAUACCAACAAAUUAGCCGGUACUAAUAUUAUAAUCGAAAAAGAUUUGAGUGAAAGAAGGCAGCAAAACAAAAAGGUCUUAUUCCAACUGAAGACUGAAAUACUUGGAAUCGACAAAACACACAAAGUUUUUGUAAGAAAUGACUCCAUAAAGAUUGGGACAAAAUGGAUGUCAUGGUCAAGGACCGGAGAGUUAAUGUGUGGAAAGAACAAAGCUGACGCGGAACUAAAAGAUUUAUAUGGCGAUAAGUUUAGUGCAUUAGAUCUUAGCUAUAAUAACUUAUUAAGCAAAAUUAAUCAAAAAAACUAAGUAUAAGCAAUGUAGAUAAAAGCCAAACUGUAACUGAGGAUCGUUUUUUAAAUAUUUUGUCAUAUAAUGUACAUGGGCUAGAAAACAAAAUGCUAUACGUAGACUUUUUUAAGUAUAUAAACAGUUUUGAUAUAUUUUUUCUCUUGGAAACUCAUAUUUGCGCGGAUAAAUGUGAAAAAUUUAGUAAAUACUUUGGCGAUUUUGAAUUAGUUUGGCACUAUGCUGCAAGAAAUUCACGGUUUGGAAGAGGAAUUGGUGGUUGUUUAAUCGGAAUAAGGAAGGAUCUGAAAAAGUUUGGUGUUCAACAUACACAUACAACUGAACAAGGAAUAAACGUAAUAAAGAUUAUUAUUAAUGGCUUAAAAUUUAACAUCAUACCAAUGUACAUGAGAUUACAAACUUGGAAAGAAGAAUUCUUAAAAAUCGACUCUAUACUCAGGGAAUGUAGCAUUGAAAAUCCCAUAAUAAUUGGCGACUUGAACGUGAGAAUUGGAUCAUUGCAAAAAAACAUCGAUGAAAUUUUUAAGGAGACAUUUCAUGCUGGUCUUGAGGAAAGGAGAUCAAAAGAUGCGGAAAUAAAUUCAAGAGGAAGAGACUUCUUGAAGCUUUGUUAUGACCACGGGCUGGUAAUUGCAAAUGGAAUGACAAAUGGCGAUGAAAUUGGAGAAUUCACCUUUGUAAGUACAGUUGGAACGUCGGUCAAUGAUAUAUGUGCGAUCUCACAAGAACUUUUGUCGAGAGUACACAGAUUUACAGUUGGGAAUAAAAUCUGGUCAGAUCACAUGCCAAUAAUUUUAUCGAUGAUAUAUAGAAGUGAAAAUAUACCGGAAAAACUCAAUACACUGUUACCAAAGCUUAACUGGGAUAAUCGCAAAUAUUUUGAAUACCAGAAUGAAAUAAACAAAAUCCUUACAACGCGCAGACAACUUUCCCCUUAUUCAUUCUCCGAAAUAGCGGAAAUAAUACAAGAAGCACAUCGAUCUAUAGCUACGACAACAAUGACAUUUUCAGGUCGUGAAAAAUGGUUCAACGUUACAUGUUUUAACGCAAGGAAAAAAUCUUUUGAAUAUUUGGAUAAAUUUAGAAAGUACGCUAGUCGUGAAAAUAGAGAAAAGUAUGUAUACUUUAACAAACGGUAUAAAGAAAUUUGUGAAAAUGCCAAAGCCCAAUAUAAUAACAGAUUGGAAAGAAAGAUAGACGAGGUGAAAGAUUCUCAUGAUUGGUGGAAGAUCGUUAGGGAGCUGAGAAACGAAGAAAGGUGUGGUAGCAUACCCGUGAAAACGGAGGACUUAAAGAAUUAUUUCCAACAACUGCUAACCCACACAAAAAAUUUUCCAGAUAUUCAUUACGCCUAUAUACACUGGAGAGAUGAUGACUUGGAUAGGGAAAUAUGUUUGAUGGAAGUUAAAAAGGCCUUAGGCAAAGCAAAGCUAAAUAAAGCACCAGGAGAAGAUCGUGUGCCAUACGAAUUUUAUAAAUACGCAACUGAUGAAUUGCUACAAGAAAUAACAUGUACUUGCAACGUUAUUUUCGAAAAAGGAGAAGUAGACAAGUCGUUCGUUAGAAGCAUUAUUUACCCAAUAUUUAAAAAAGGUGACAAAACUCUUCCCAAUAACUACCGUGGAAUAUCAUUCAUGAAUUGCUUACCAAAAGUGAUGAUGGGUAUUGUCAAAGAUCGACUGGCUAAUUGGUCAGAAAAACAUGGAAAAAUAAAUGAAUAUCAAGCUGGAUUUCGUAAAAAUUACUCUACCGUUGAUAAUUUGUUCAACUUAUCCUCAAUAAUACACUUAAACUGGCACAAAAACAAAAAAACCUAUGCUUUCUUCGUAGAUUUUAAAGCUGCGUUUGACCGAGUAUCUCGAAAAGCCAUGAUAUACAAACUUCAUACCAUAGGAGUAUCAACAAAAGCCAGGAACUCUCCAGUGAUUUUAAUACAACCACAGGUGUUAAACAGGGCUGCUUAUUAUCUCCUCUCCUAUUUGCUUUGUACCUCAAUGACCUACAUGAAUACAUUGGUGGUGGUACCACAGUGGAUGAUCAAAAUAUUCGACUUCUGA